AUGUCCGAGGGCUUGCUCCACCAUGGCCCGGUUUUUCCAGACGUUCAAGAUUUUCACGGCGGUGACCUCCCAGCGGCCGGCGUUGCAGGGGGCUUCCCAUGCCAGGGCGUGUCGACUGCGGGCAAGCAACUCGGCUUGUCCGACGCACGCACGGGGCUUCUGUCCCAUGUGUUCCGCAUUUAUGAUAGCUUGCCAGCAGACCGCAGGGAGUUCAUGGUUUUGGAGAAUGUUGCCAGCAUUUUGCACCGCAAGUCCGAGAUGCGCGAGAUUAUCCUGUUCAUGGUCAAGGCAGAGCUCAGGCCUUUGUCAGAGCUCCUCCAAGUAGAUUGGAACCAUUGGAACAAGUUGCCAAUGAGCCAGUGGCUGAGCUGUGCCACGCAGGAGCACGAUCGUGAGAGGUUGAAGACCCUAGGCAACGUCGUUGUUCCCGCGUGUGGAACGCUUGGAAUGUCACUUCUUUUGCGCAUGAGUGCCGCGCGCUGA
Messenger RNA from Durusdinium trenchii, 483 nucleotides. The record is from the annotation of a GenBank genome assembly. NCBI's taxonomy places the organism in Eukaryota, Dinophyceae, Suessiales, Symbiodiniaceae.